Messenger RNA from Lytechinus pictus (painted urchin), 3098 nucleotides. RefSeq lists its product as uncharacterized. The transcript has 4 exons. NCBI's taxonomy places the organism in Eukaryota, Metazoa, Echinodermata, Echinoidea, Temnopleuroida, Toxopneustidae. Bases 72 to 977 code for a protein of 301 amino acids. The record is from RefSeq and is a predicted model, not a curated record.
UUUUCUGCCAUGAAUCCCAUCCAUUCGUCGUAAGAAAAACAAAGUUAUUAUCAUGGUUAUGGGAAAUUGGAAUGAACAUGGCUUCCUUUUCUAACGCUGAUAUCGAAAGGAGAAUAGCAGAACUACGCCGUGAAAUCUUGUUCCAUCAACCAGUCAAAGUGUCACGACCUGAUCAGAGAUGUGGAGAUGACCAGGCUGGACUCACCCUUAGCCUUGUUGACCUCGGGGAGUGCGGGUCAAAUGUUGUAUCCGCGAUGAGAAGGGCUCUUGGGGGAGUCGUUGGAGAGCCAUUUCUUCACAGUGCUGAUCAUCAACAAAUAUCUCGUGACGAUCGGAUGGAGUAUCUUUCCAGCUCACUCUCUGUUAUAUCUAGAAAUAUUUCGUGCAGGAGUACUGCUAUAUCCAGGGAAAGCAUCGUCAACAGUUUGAUAGAACUCGCUGAGAGGAAUGGAUUAUUCCUUCUAGUAUUACGUGCUUCACUCGUUCCAUAUUUCACAAAUGAUGUUAUCAAGUUGACAAAACAUAUAACAGGAAGGCUUCCAAUCGCCAUCAUUAUUUGCGACGCGAGAAGAAACGACGUUGACAAGCUGAUCGAAUACCUGGAAAACAACCAUAUCACUGAUAUCUAUCAACUACCAGAAGGUAUCGAUUCUGAUCGGACUAUGAUAUCGAACGAGGAACAGCUGGACCUCCUGAAUAUAAUCCAAAGAUGUCUGGUGAACAGCGAAAAAAUAUCGCAUGGCAUUCAACGAUUCCCGAUGAAUAGAAAUGAAACAGCGCAUGCGUUUCAACAAUAUUCAGCGAAUGGUGAUAAAAUAGUACAAGCUCUUCAUCAAUAUCCGGUAAACAGUAAUGAAAUGGCGCAUGCGUUCCAACGUCACCCGGUUAAUAGUGAUGAAAUAGCACAUGCAUCUCAACAAUACCUAGUAGAUAGUGAUGAAAUUACUGAGAAAAUGAAGGGCGUAUAUUUAACAUAAUUACUCCCCCUCGACUUUUGCAAACUUAUAAGGAGAAUUCAUUUUCAUUUGCAAAGAGCAUAAUGACAAUAUUUGUGUUAUAUCAGUGAGACAUGUCCAUGAUAGAAAAAGUCAUUUCCAUUCUUUCCUGUCUUGAGCUUAUGUUUUAAUUUCCCGGCCUUUUUUAUGACCAUGCAUGUCCAACCUCUUUGUUCUUUGGCAGGGCACUGGGAACAAUUUUUAACUGCAGAUGCUCUGAUGUAAAUUUGAAAAGCAAAAAAAAAAAAGGUUAUCGCUACAACAUCGGGAUCAUGUGGCUCCAAAGAAAUUCGAAAAGCCAAAAAAAGGGGAGGGGGGGGGUUCAGUACAAAAUGACGGUAUUUUCGUUACAUUUUCCCAUUUUUUCACAUCUUCCAGAAUACCUGCAUGGGGUGCUGCCUAUGGAGAAUAAUACACGCAGCACCCCCAAGGAAAAUCUAGGGGGUUCUUCAGCACCCCCGCUUCCCAGGGCCAUGUUCUUUGGACGUCCACGCUUCCUACCCUUACUCCCUGAUAGCAAAAACUGGGUAAAAGACGUCUUAUUGGCGUCAUUUUACGAUGUGUAUCACGUCAUAUUGACGUCGUAAAAAGAAGUCUUAAAGACGAGUAUUUGCACCGAUGUACGUCGUCAUAUUGACGUCGUAAAAUGACGUGAUUAUGACGUCUUAAAAAGUCGACUACGACGUCUUAAUGACGUCUUUACGCCGUAUUCCUGACCAGUAUUAGACGUAAGAAUAACGUGAUUAUCACGUCAUUAAUAGUCGACUACGACGUCUUUAUGACGUAUGCAUGACCAGUAUUAGACGUCAGAUUGACGUCGUAUAUUGACAUGAUUAUGACGUCGUUAAUAGUCGACUACGACUGUGAUUGUCACACGUCAUGUUGUCAUAUCUUAAUUAGCAUGUGACCAAUCCAUUUUAUUUGUCUGUCUUUAAAGGACAAGUCCAUCCCAACAAAAAAGAUAUUUGAAUAAAAAGAGAAAAAUCCAACAAGCAUAACACUGAAAAUUUCAUCAAAAUCGGAUGUAAAAAAAAGAAAGUUAUGACAUUUUAAAGUCUCGCUUAAUUUCACAAAAACAUUUAUAUGCACAUCCUGGUCAGUAUGCAAAUGAGGAGACUGAUGACGUCAUCCACUCACUAUUUCUUUUGUAUUUUAUUAUAUGAAAUAUUCUAAUUUUCUCCUCAGUGUCAAGUGAUACAACGAUUAAUUCCUCCCUGAACAUGUGGAAUUAGCAUUGUUUAAUACUAUAUGGUUCAGUCAAGUUGGUCAUUAUUGUCAAAUCUGUAAAAAAUGAAAUAUUGUAGAAUUCAAACAAUAAAAAACAAAAAGUGAGUGAUGAGUGACAUCAUCGAUUGUCUCAUUUCCAUGACUUGUCACUUAGUUGUGCAUAUCACUGUUUUGUGAAAAAUAAGCGAAAAUUUAAAUUGUCAUAACUUUCUUAUUUUACAUCCGUUUUUGAUGGAAAUUUUCAGCAUUAUGCUGGUUGGAUUUUCUCUAUUUAUUGAAAUCAACAUUUUUCUUCGGUGGACUUGACCUUUAAUCUUUCAAUCAUACAAAUCUUAAUUGUGAUCAGGUGACGUACAUUGCGCUCCUCCUGCUAUAACUAGCACCUAUCCUCAUUUUGACGGUCUCUCUGGCCACUUAAUUUUAAGCAUGCGUCGCCAUAUCAACAUCUCGAAUGCUUCAAAUCUCUAUCAGUCCUUUCUCAGAGUUCAUGGUUUGCAUCCACAUCCGGGGGGGGGGGGGGCACUUCCAUUGACGAAUGGAUACCAUGCGCGACCAUGGGGUUUCAUUCGAAAAGCACACUAAACAAGUAUUUUUUUUAAUUCCAAAUCGUUUGUUUGUUUGUUUGUUUGAUCAUUUAUUUUAUAUUUACAUAAUAACAGGCCAUUACAAUAUAAUGAAUGCAAUUAUAUACAAAUUGAUACAAAUAAAAUACAUCUUAAGAAAUUACAGUGUCAUUGCAAUGCCUCUUUUUAGGGUAAAACAUAGAAAAAUUUAGCAGUUGAAAAAAAAAAAAGGAAACUAGAAUAAGGCCAUGUAGCCCUGUAAAAUAAGUUCCCUUAUACGCAGUACAAAGUAUUAUAUUAUAGGUAAUUACCA